Molecule: messenger RNA, 1137 nt
Organism: Aaosphaeria arxii CBS 175.79
Lineage: Eukaryota; Fungi; Ascomycota; Dothideomycetes; Pleosporales
Product: thioredoxin-like protein
Exons: 3
Coding region: 203-1012 (269 amino acids)
Biological process (GO): cellular response to oxidative stress
Cellular component (GO): fungal-type vacuole; Golgi lumen; cytoplasm
Molecular function (GO): glutathione disulfide oxidoreductase activity
Source: RefSeq, a predicted model, not a curated record
UCAUAGCUGUCGCAUGAGCACUACCGGUGAGCUCGGCUGAAUUAACACCCCCGCGAAUUCCAUACACCAGACCGGCAGAGGGUAUGCACGUUGGCCUGGCCACUUGCUAGCUUCAUAACAACAUUCCUUUCGCAUCGCAACAGCUCGAUUCGUAACCCACCCUGUACACUUCCCCGCCAAUUACGCCCGAGAACCAGUCACAAUGCCAUCCCAACGACGCAUGCGCCUCAGUGGCCUUCUCUUCAUCGUCGUUGUCAUAGUAAUUCUCUACAUGAGCAGCUCAGCCAGCCGGACACAGGGCUCGGAUUUCUACACCAGAACGCAAGAGGCCCUCCAAUCGAGGGAGUACGAAGCAGCUGCCAAACAACGCGAUGCAGAAGACGUCGGUUCCCGUUUGAAGGCGGCAGAAAACGCUGCUAAGCAGUCGGCGGAUAAAAAGAGCCAGAAAUACUUUGAGUCGGUCGAUGGCGCAGGCAAUGAGAAGAGCGUUGCUGGACGGGUCAAGCUAGGAGAACAGGCAGCAGACAGGAAGAACCCCCCAGGUGUUGCCAACGUUGGAGGCAGGCCUGCAGACAUACACGCUGCCAAGGAGGAUAAGGAUGAGACAAAAGAGCAGCACGAAGCCGAGGUCGAAUUGAAUGCUAUCCUGAAAAAGAGUCCAAUGAUCAUUUUCAGCAAAUCCUACUGUCCCUAUUCUAAAAAGGCAAAGAACAUUCUCCUCAAGAAAUACAAAAUCGUUCCUGAGCCUUUCGUGGUCGAGCUCGACGAACACCCUCUCGGCCACUAUCUUCAGCAAACGCUCGGCCAGACCACCGGCCGAACGACGGUUCCUAAUGUUCUACUCAUGGGCAAGAGUAUCGGUGGAGGUGACGACAUCGAAGAACUCCACAUUCACAACAAGCUCAUCGACAAAGUCAAAACUAUGGGUGGCAGCCGCAUAGUCGAGGUCGCACACCGAGACGGCCUGUCCAUGGAUUCCGACUCAAGGUCAGAGGUAAAACUCCGGGUUUGAGUGACAAACCAUACGUAGCUCCAGCAAUUCUCAUUCUAUUAUUUCGUUGUACAUAUUACCAAACGGAUCAUAAACGGCGUUGACAGGGUGGAAUGCCCUUGGGUCUGCGGACCGGGAUUUGGGAA